CUCGACCUUCACAUCAGCAGUCUGCUGCGCAUGCGCAGUAGGACGCCGCUCUCUCUGAGUAUCAACAAUGGCCGUCGCGAUGCAGACGGAGGAUUUCGCUUGUUUCCCUUCAGGCCCGGCGGAGGUAAAUAAGAUGAUAAAGGAGCGCGGCGACCUGUUUUCUGACUCCCAGUGUAAAGUCUGCAGUGCUGUCCUCAUUUCAGAGUCUCAGAAGUUGACUCAUUAUCAGAGCAAGAAACACGCCAACAAAGUGCGCCGUUAUCUCUCCAUGCAGAACGAGAAGGAGCCGGCGGUGAAAAAGCUCAAGUCGUCGUCAUCUGACAGCGACUGUAACAACGGAGACACCGACCGCUUCAAGGUGUGUCACGUAUGUAACAUGACCUUCUCCGCUCCCGUGGUGGCCGAGUCCCACUACCAGGGCAAAGUUCACGCCAAGAACCUGAGGCUGAAGAACGUCGGCCCCCAGGCCCUCGUCGCCUCCCAAACGCCACCAACAGUCCAGCCCAAGAAGAAACCUGCAGAUGAUUUGAGCGGCGUGCCGGCAGCGGCUGGUGGAGGCGGCGGCGGCGGCGGCGGUGGCGGUGGCGGCGGCGGCGACAACAACAACAACCCGGACCGUUUCUGCUCCAUCUGCCAGGCCUCCUUCAACAACCCGCUCAUGGCCCAGCAGCACUACGUGGGCAAGAAGCACAAAAAACAGAUGACCAAGCAGAAACUGAUGGAGACGUACGGCCCCUCCACGGCACCAGCUUCCACUCAAAAGGGCUACCCGUGCACCAUCUGCAGCCUCGAGCUGAACUCUGUGGAGCAGUACCAGUCUCACAUCAGUGGAGCCAAACAUAAGAACCAAGUGAAGAAAUCGGGCCUGAACGCUGCAGAGAACCCGGACGCAGCAGAACCACCGUACGAGGGCGACAACCAGCACGCCGCCGGAGACAACCAGUUCACCGAGGCGGACGACCAGUACGCCCCCGGGGACGACCAGUACGCCCACGGGGAUGACCAGUACGCCCACGGGGACGACCAGUACGCCGCCGCGGACGACGCGCAGUACGCCGCCGGAGAUACCCAGUACGCUCCCGAGGACACGGAGUACUCGGAGGAGUACCAGUUUACUUGAGGCCGGGACCGGUUGGGGACUGCAGAGGUUUCAGGACUCGGAAUGACACACAACAACCAGCCCCCCCUUUAACACAUUAACAUCGACCUCCACGGACCUUCAGCCCCCCCCCCGAACACCCAGACGUGGUGUUUGAUCAUUCUGGCUUCCCGACUGAAACAGUUCUGCUCUACUGAGACGAGCUUCUGGUGUCUGAUAGGUGAGAGGACGGUGACCCUGCAGCGUGAGAUCCUCGGUUCAUCUGGUACCCACAAAACCCCCGAUAGAGGAAGUCCUCCUCUUCUGUUACAGCAACGCCUUCUCACUCCCAACUCGUCUAAUACCGCGCCUUGGCACCAGAGACCGACGCACGGAGGCGCCCUUUAGUGACUGUAUGUGACGAACCGGGCUUUCAACUAGAGGAAACGUUCCCACCGGUUAACAAACUUGUGCUUGUGUUAGGGAUGCUCAUUUUGAAAAAUGUUCUUAACCGAUAACCGACCCUCGUUAACCCAUUAUUAACUGACUAGUUUAGUGCGUGGCAUGCAGCGGUGCACCAGCUGCAGUGUAUGAACACAACAGACAACUGAGUCUCCAGUUCAGCGUCCGGGAGCGUUAACUUAGCAGCUACGAUGCUGCGUGUAGUUGUCUGUUGUGAUCAUACACUGCAGCUGGUACACCGCUGCAUGCGACGCACUGAUCUUGUCGGCUAAUAAUGGGUUAACGAGGGUCGGUUAUCGUUAAGAACAUUUUUCAAAAUGAGCAUCCCUACACCAUGUAUUAUAGAUGAGAAGGCGACUCUUUAAAUUGAUCAGAUGUGAAGUGAUCAGCUGUUUAACGAGACGGCGUCUCACUCUGUUGGAGUCGUGUGUACAGGAUGAACUGGCCAUGGCCUUUAUGUAGCCGAUACCGAUCUAUUAGAAUAUAUAGAUAUAUAUAUCUAUAUAUUCUUGGGAUCAGCUCGGGACAUCUGUAUUAUAAACAUCAUGAAGUUA
Sebastes umbrosus (honeycomb rockfish) is the source of this 2094-nucleotide messenger RNA. RefSeq names its product zinc finger protein 346 (gene znf346). The record is from RefSeq and is a predicted model, not a curated record. Lineage: Eukaryota; Metazoa; Chordata; Actinopteri; Perciformes; Sebastidae. The coding region runs from base 68 to 1120 and encodes 350 amino acids. Gene Ontology annotation, molecular function: nucleic acid binding; zinc ion binding. The transcript has 7 exons.